Molecule: messenger RNA, 4383 nt
Organism: Ficedula albicollis (Collared flycatcher)
Lineage: Eukaryota; Metazoa; Chordata; Aves; Passeriformes; Muscicapidae
Gene: ANO1
Product: anoctamin 1
Exons: 26
Coding region: 175-3111 (978 amino acids)
Biological process (GO): chloride transmembrane transport
Cellular component (GO): plasma membrane
Molecular function (GO): chloride channel activity; protein dimerization activity
Source: RefSeq, a predicted model, not a curated record
AGGAGAAGGCAGGAACAGGAUAUGUUUCAGCUUUUGGGUGGCUCUGGGAGGAGCAAGUGUUUAGUUUAAGGAGUCUUGAUAAAAUUGUUCCCUUCCUUCUCAGACGCAGACAGUGAGUUUCAUGGGGUGGAUUUUCUGCCAGAAGAUCUCACUGAGGCUCUGGAGGAGACAGGAAUGAGGGUGAACAAGAAGUACUCCUGUCUGCCUGCUGAGGAGAAGGGCAUCCACAUCAUCAACAUCCGAGCCAUCGAGGACAUCGGCUAUGACCAGCAUGAGAGCACGUUGUUAAAUUCCCUAUCUAAAAACCCGGAUGCUGACUGUAAAUACGGGCUCUACUUCCGAGAUGGCAAGAGGAAGGUGGACUACAUCCUGGUGUACCACUACAAGAAGUCCUCGGCUGGGAAGACUCUGGCCAGGAGAGCCCAGCAGAAUGAUGCCAGUGUCCGAAGCACCAAGCAGGACCAGCCACUCCCGGGGAAGGGGGUGCAGCUGGAGAUGGGUGACAGCGAACCUCACAUGGAUUACCACGAGGACGAUAAGAGGUUCCGCAGGGAGGAGUAUGAAGGGAACCUCGUGGAGGCUGGGCUGGAACUGGAGCGCGAUGAAGAUACUAAAAUCCAUGGGAUUGGGUUUGUAAAAAUACAUGCACCGUGGAAUGUUUUGUGUCGAGAGGCAGAAUUCCUUAAGCUCAAGAUGCCCACAAAAAAGAUGUAUCAGAUCAACCAAACCCAUGGCCUCCUGAAAAAGAUUAAUUCUGUGAUUCAAAAAAUAACAGAGCCCAUCCAGCCAAAAGUAGCAGAGCACAAACCUCAGACAGUGAAGCGCCUCUCCUACCCCUUCUCCAGAGAGAAGCAGCACUUAUUUGAUUUGUCUGACAAAGAUUCCUUCUUUGACAGUAAAACAAGAAGCACUAUAGUUUAUGAAAUACUGAAAAGAACGACGUGUACCAAAGCAAAAUAUAGCAUGGGGAAAGGAGAGGGAAGAAAGAAGGAAACUGCCCUUUUAAAUAAAAGACGAAAAUGUGGUAAAUAUGGAAUCACCAGCCUGCUUGCCAAUGGAGUUUACAGUGCUGCAUAUCCUCUGCAUGAUGGUGACUAUGAAGGUGAAAAUGUGGAGCCCAAUGACAGAAAACUGCUGUGUGAGGAGUGGGCGAGCUACGGAGUGUUUUAUAAAUACCAGCCCAUCGACCUGGUGAGAAAAUACUUUGGAGAGAAGAUCGGGCUGUAUUUUGCCUGGCUGGGAGUUUAUACACAAAUGCUCAUUCCAGCUUCAAUUGUAGGGAUUAUAGUUUUCCUGUAUGGCUGUGCAACUGUGGAUGAGAACAUACCCAGUAUGGAGAUGUGUGACCAGAGAAACAACAUCACCAUGUGUCCCUUGUGUGACAAAACAUGCAGUUACUGGAAGAUGAGCUCUGCUUGUGCCACUGCCCGUGCAAGCCAUCUGUUUGAUAACCCUGCCACUGUCUUCUUCUCAGUCUUCAUGGCUCUCUGGGCUGCCACCUUUAUGGAGCACUGGAAGAGAAAACAGAUGCGCCUCAACUACAGGUGGGACCUGACUGGGUUUGAAGAGGAGGAGGAGGCAGUCAAGGAUCAUCCAAGAGCAGAAUAUGAAGCAAAAGUUCUAGAAAAAUCAUUGAGAAAAGAGCACAAACAUAAAGAGACGGAUAAAGAGAAGCUGACGUGGAAGGACCGUUUUCCAGCCUAUUUAACCAAUUUUGUUGGCAUCAUCUUCAUGGUUGGGCUGACAUUCGCCAUCGUGUUCGGAGUGAUCAUCUACAGGAUCUCCACAGCCGCUGCCCUGGCCAUCAGCUCCACACCCUCGGGGCGCUCCAGCGUCCGCGUCACCGUCACCGCCACUGCCGUCAUCAUCAACCUGGUGGUCAUCAUCAUCCUGGACGAGGUGUACGGCUGCAUCGCCAGGUGGCUCACGCAGAUCGAGGUACCAAAGACGGAUAAGAACUUCGAGGAGCGGCUGAUUUUCAAGGCUUUCCUGCUGAAAUUUGUCAAUGCCUACACCCCCAUUUUCUACGUGGCUUUCUUCAAAGGCCGAUUUGUUGGACGUCCGGGCGACUACGUCUACAUUUUCCAUUCCUUCCGAAUGGAAGAGUGUGCCCCAGGAGGCUGCCUAAUGGAGUUGUGUAUCCAGCUCAGUAUAAUCAUGUUGGGCAAGCAGCUGAUCCAGAACAAUUUGUUUGAGAUUGGCAUCCCAAAAAUGAAGAAGUUUAUACGAUACUUGAAAUUGAAGCGUCGGCGUUCUCUAGACCAUGAAGAGCACAUGAAGAAAAAGCAGCGCUAUGAAGUGGACUAUAACCUGGAGCCCUUUGCUGGACUCACCCCUGAGUACAUGGAAAUGAUUAUCCAGUUUGGGUUUGUAACUUUGUUUGUUGCCUCCUUUCCUCUGGCACCUUUAUUUGCUUUAUUGAACAACAUCAUUGAAAUCCGUCUGGAUGCCAAAAAAUUUGUUACUGAGCUGAGGAGACCGGUAGCAGUGAGAGCAAAGGAUAUAGGAAUCUGGUAUAAUAUCCUUAGAGGUAUUGGAAAGCUUGCUGUCAUCAUAAACGCAUUUGUGAUCUCAUUCACAUCCGACUUCAUUCCACGCCUCGUGUACCUGUACAUGUACAGUGAGAAUGGCACCAUGCAUGGCUUCGUCAACCAUACACUAUCCUCUUUUAAUGUCAGCGAUUUCCAAGCAGGAACAGCUCCCAAUGACCCCCUGGAUCUUGGCUACGAGGUUCAGAUAUGCAGAUACAAAGAUUAUAGAGAACCCCCCUGGUCUGAAAACAAAUAUGACAUUUCAAAGGAUUUCUGGGCUGUCCUAGCAGCAAGAUUGGCAUUUGUGAUAGUCUUUCAGAACUUGGUCAUGUUCAUGAGUGAAUUUGUUGACUGGAUUAUCCCAGACAUUCCCAAGGACAUUAGUCAGCAGAUUCACAAGGAGAAAGUUCUCAUGGUGGAGGUCUUCAUGAGGGAAGAGCAAGGGAAGCUGCACAUGCUGGAAACCUGGAAAGACAAGGACAAGAGAAAAGGGGAAAACUGUAACAACCACAGCCCCAGGCUGUCCAGGAGCCGCAGUGGGAGCUUGUCCUCCUGCCAUUCCUAUCCUCUGGACGUUUAGGAGAGGAGGGAGCUGAGUCUGUUGGGGCAUUCCAGAGACAAAAGCCAUGGCGCCAAGGGCAGGACUCCAGUGACGGACACCCCAGUGCAUGUCGAAGGAUGUGCUGCCAUUUCGCUGCCAUCUUUAUGAGAAAUGCCCUUCUUGCAAACAUGGAGGACCACGUUCUAUUUCUGACAAUGUUGGGGUUUUGGUUUGAUUGUUUUUUUCUUUUGCACAAGCAGUAAUGCAGGGAGAUUUUAUAUUUCAUCCUUAGGUAACACUAUCGACAUUGGCGUGCAUUAAGAAAUGCAGGUAUUUAGGACAAUCUUGCUAGAGAUAAUCUGAUCUUAGCCUAUCAAUCAGUUAAUGAAAUAAAGGUAAAUUUGAAUAAUAAUAGUAAUGCUAACUUGAACUAUUUUUGUAAACCCAGCUUCAAAGAUCCAUGAGGUAACUCGAUAAAUGAUAUGCAAAAUCAGUGUUCCCUAGUACUCCAUAAAGCCUACCGGGCUGACUUGCUUCCCAAGGCUGGGUUUAGCUCUGUGGAUCUGAGCUUUGGAGCCCCACAGGUGUGGGGGGCACUUGUGGCAGACUGCUGUGUCCUGCAGACCCUCCCCAGGGCACCACUGCCUUUAGAAACAUCAGUGCAGGGAAUCUGGGAAGUGCUUUCUUGGCAGCAGCAGCAGCACAAUUCCAGAGAUCCAUCCUCUCAGCAGGUCCAUGGUCACAGAGCAUUUUGUUUAAUGCCCUGAGUUAAUGAGCACACGGAGAGCUCCAGUGACUCUCCCUGCCCUGCCAAGCACUUGGACACUGCUGUUGCCGAGGAAAUUCCCUUUUCCCCAUUGUUCCAGCACACCCCUGUCCCAGGCAGGCUUUUCCCUGUAGCUCUCUGGAGUAGGAGCAGGGAGUGCUUGCGCCCGUGUUUCACAGCCAGCUUUUACAACAGACUUUCUGCUGUUGGCUGGCACUUCCCAGAGGCUGUGCCAGAGGAGUAAAUCCCGAAUGCAUCCCACUUACUGUCUUCAGUGGAAGCUUUGCCUGCACUGGGGCUACAGGACCAGACCUUCAGUUAGUUACAGGACUUUUCUUUUGUCUUAAAAUCCUCUGUCUUCUGUACAAAGAGCUUUUCCCUGAAGUAUAAGUCUGAAAUCCUUACUUAUCAUGACUAGUUAAAUCCCAUCAGUACAGUUCUUUUUAAGCAUAAUACAUUUUAGUUUUGCUUUGUCGACCGAUAAACUGCACUUCCAAAUAAUAUUGGUGCAAUUAACCUAAUUUUUUUUAUUGCUUUGUCUUGUC